UCUUUGGUAUUGAAACUGAAAAGUUUCUGAGCUGUUAGCAUUGAAAGUGAAAACUACGUCAAGAGUUUCGAGUUUUCUGCUGUCAUCAGCAGCUGCUCAGCGUUGCAAGCACAUUGAAUGACACUUGACGUUGAAAAUAAAUAUUUCUGCUUAGCACUGCAGUUGGAAAUGUUAUAAAUGCUCGACCCCAAUCGCAAGCGCUGCGCAUUAGCGAAAUUUUCGUGAACCUCAAGAGUUGAUGCCAUGGCAGACAGCAGACAGAUUGAAGCAGUUGCAAUUGUUUUCACAUUGAUUUUUGGCUUAAGCUUGGCCCUGCCCUAUGCCAGCAGCGGUAAUGACAUUGACGGCGACAGCAACUAUCAGGGGAAUGGCAGACAAGUGGAUUAUCACACAGUUGUGGGGCAUUUCAAAGAUUUCUUUAUGUAUCUGCCUGUGAUGAUGACAACGAUAAAGGAGACCAUGUCGGGCUUUCCCAAAUUUGCAGAGGGCAUGCGUAUAUUAACGUCGGGCAAGGGGCGCAUCGAUGGCGAGGACUGCAAGUGCAGUCAGAAAAGCUUUGGCGACUCAAGCAGUGAGCUGCUGGAGAAUAGCAGUCGAUUUGGCUGACCCAACA
Messenger RNA from Drosophila busckii, 613 nucleotides. RefSeq lists its product as uncharacterized. The transcript is spliced from 2 exons. The record is from RefSeq and is a predicted model, not a curated record. NCBI's taxonomy places the organism in Eukaryota, Metazoa, Arthropoda, Insecta, Diptera, Drosophilidae. The coding region runs from base 244 to 606 and encodes 120 amino acids.